AUGACAUCCACGUCUCUUCCAGAUAUCCCUGAUAUCAAUAUUAUCUUUCCACGGUCGUCGCUUGCAGAAGCCGCCUUCAAGUAUUCUGAGCAGCACUGUACUCCAUUGGUUCAUAAUCAUGCCGUACGAUCAGCGUAUUGGUCUUUAAUUCUAGCAAAGAAGCUACCUCAUUUAGCCAACGCAGACCUUGAAUUGGUUACACUGAGCUGUAUUCUUCACGAUAUGGGCUGGGCUAAGACCAAAGAACUCCUUUCAGCUCAUAAGCGCUUCGAGGUGGAUGGAGCAAAUAUCGCACGCGAUUUCAUUCGCAGCAACCUAGGAAGUUUAGCCACUGCCGAUGACUGGAAUGAAAGACGUAUCCAACAAUCAUGGUAUGCAAUUGCACUCCAUACAACCUUUACUAUCGUACCAGAGGCCGAGCCUGAGGUCGCUCUUACAAGUCUGGGUAUUGGUGCGGACUUUUUUGGGCCGCAGCUCGCGCCUGGCGGCGUCAAAAACGUGAUUACUGUGGAAGAGUAUCAUGCGGUUAUGAAACUUUUCCCCCGAGCUGGCUUCGAUUAUGAAGGCCUCAAGGGCGUUAUGUGUGGUCUGUGCCGCGACAAACCAGAGACGACAUACGACAACUUUGUAGGCUUUUUUGGCCGAAAAUGGGGUAUAGAUGGGAAAGGCACAGGCAAAGAAGAAUUUACAGCGGCCAUGGACGAAACAAUGUUUGUCUCAGGAGCAGAAAAGUUAUUUGAUUAUCUGAUAGAAUUGGAUAAAUCCGCCGCAUAA
This is a messenger RNA of Trichoderma aggressivum f. europaeum, 774 nucleotides long. RefSeq lists its product as uncharacterized. Bases 1 to 774 code for a protein of 257 amino acids. The record is from RefSeq and is a predicted model, not a curated record. Lineage: Eukaryota; Fungi; Ascomycota; Sordariomycetes; Hypocreales; Hypocreaceae. The transcript has a single exon.